Molecule: messenger RNA, 1581 nt
Organism: Octopus bimaculoides (California two-spot octopus)
Lineage: Eukaryota; Metazoa; Mollusca; Cephalopoda; Octopoda; Octopodidae
Product: V-type proton ATPase 21 kDa proteolipid subunit c''
Biological process (GO): proton transmembrane transport
Cellular component (GO): proton-transporting V-type ATPase, V0 domain
Molecular function (GO): proton-transporting ATPase activity, rotational mechanism
Source: RefSeq, a predicted model, not a curated record
GAAAACCAGAACGAGAAGUUACGAUAUUUUAUCAUAUGAUUAUUAUAAGAGGUUCCUCCUCCAAAGUGAGAUUGACAUUUUUAGGGGUCGACCAGAAAGAAAUCCAAAGUCGGUUCCUUCACCGAUUCACUUUGGUCUGACUUUUAUUGUCGUUGUGUAUUUAUUGAAUUCCUUUCCAUCAUGGAUCGUUCAUCGAAGAAGACAAUGUCUUACAGUUAUGGCAUAAUCUACAGAAUUCUUGUUGCUAUUGCAAUCUCAAUAUUGAUCAUGGUCUGUUUAUAUUAUUGUCUUGCUGGUCAAGGUGAACGCUUUUCAAUAGCAUGGCUUUUGUCAGAUUCUUCCCCUUUUAUGUGGUGCAUGGUUGGAAUUGGUUUGGCAAUAUCUCUGUCUGUUGUUGGAGCUGCUUGGGGAAUAUACACAACAGGUUCCAGUAUUCUCGGUGCCGGUGUCAAAGCUCCAAGAAUCCGCACCAAAAAUCUCAUCAGCAUCAUCUUCUGUGAAGCUGUAGCUAUUUAUGGCAUCAUUAUGGCAAUUGUGAUUGGGAACCAAGCCAAUGAUUUCAGCAUCAAUGAGGUCUCCACUGAUGUCUUAAGAAAUAAUUUUAUGUCAGGUUACAUGAUGUUUGGCGCUGGGUUAACAGUGGGGCUGUGCAACCUUGCCUGUGGGAUGUGCGUGGGUAUCGUUGGGUCUGGAGCUGCCUUAGCAGAUGCUCAAGAUGCCAGCCUCUUUGUCAAGAUUCUCAUUGUCGAGAUUUUUGGUAGUGCCAUUGGUUUGUUUGGAGUCAUUGUCGGAAUUUUACAGACCUCCAGAGCGAAGAUGACCACUACUUAAGUCUGUUGUUGACUUAAAACAGUUGACCAUGUCAUUUUUGGUCAGAUUUUACAUCCAGUCUUACUAAUAGACGCUGCCAACAUCAUAAUUUUGUUAAGGAGUUUGUAAGUGUGUAUGUGUUUUUGGUUUUUGUUGUUGUCAGUUCUUCCAUCAAUCAUUGCUGUUCUUAGGCUUUCCAAGUCUCUUCUUUCAAUACAUCCUAUCUCCCCCAUCCCCACCUUCACUUCAGCUUCGAUGGAGUUGUUUCCUACCCACCCCCACUCCCUUAUUCUUCAGAUUCUUCUUAACUGCUGUCAACUUCUCAAUAUCACAGGCUAGAUUCCGUCAAGGUUUUGCAGCCCAACAAAACACAAAACAAUUCAGAUACAGAAAUUCAUGUAGUUUCCCUUGGUUGGCAAACAUCCUUCGUCUUUUUUCUUGUUUCGAGUAGUCUUACAGUUGCUAUGGUGUUGGUAGUUCUAUAAACCUGGUCAGAACUUCCAGACUAAACAUGAUCAAUAAUAAUAAUAAUAAUAAUAGUAAUAAUAAUGUUGACAAACUGUGGAAACGAAUGGCCAUGUGUGUGGAUGGGUGGGGUGUCUCUCUAUCAUGUGAGUCUGUUUAAGUUGGUUUUCCAGUCAAAUUUACUUGGCUCAACUGUGACCUGAUUACAUUUUAAUUAGUUUAAUGUAAUUUCUCUUAAUAUGUCUAGUCUUGUACUCACACCUUCAGAAAACAAUUACAUACUGCAGACCAUCCGCAAGACAGUUG